AUGUUAUUUCAAAUUUUUGGUUGGGGAGGAGUUUUGAUAGCUCUUUGGAUUUCUACUUUUGGAUUAUCGUCUAUUUUUAUCGGGUUUUUAUUUUUAAUCUUGUUUAUUUGGGGGGUGUUUCAAUAUAUAUUUGUUAAAAAUGAAGAAGAUGUUAACAAUUGGCAUGUGAAACAAAACAUAUAUGCAGAGAAAUCAACGGAUGUGAUUUCUCCUGGAAUAAAAAAAAUUAUAAAUGAAUGUUCAAAUUUGAAAGUUUUACCAAAAUGUGAUAAUAGAUUGACUGGAUCUCAAGUAAUCGAUGAAAACUUACAUGAUAUAAUUAGUUACCUUAUUAGGGAUUACAUUUAUCUGUGGUAUGAUAAAGUCAGUGAUAAUGAAGAAUUUUAUUACCAUGUUAAAAACACUGGACAAAAGGUUAUUGUUCAAGUAGCAGCUAGAAUUAAAGAUGUAGACUGGAUUCCAUAUUUGACUACAAGAUUGGUGGAUGAUGCUGCUUCUCACUUACGCUUGUAUCGUCAAGCAUGUGCCAAAACUAAGCAAAAACAAAAAGAAAUUAUCGAAGCGAAACAAAAGCUUGCCAACGAAAUAACAAAACCUCAAAGCUUACAGAGUUUCAAAACCACAACAGAACAAAACACUGCAUCCGAACAGAAACAGUCACAUUUUAGAAAUCCUUCAGGAUCAAAUAUUCAAUAUAAUCAUUCUAGAAAUAAUUCAAAUUCAGGUAUCAAUUUUUCAUCUAAAUCACCUCCUGGUAGUGGUAGUGGUGGUGGUGACUCGGGAAAGAUAAAAAAUCAUAAUAAUGAUAGCGACUCAUCAGUAUUAGAUUUGGAAGGUGUUUUUUUCGAUUUAGAAUUAGCCAUGGAAAAGCAUAUCCUAUGUAGAGAUACAAUUUGUAUUGACAAAGAACAAGAAAAAUUAUUCCUACAAAGUCUGAUGGAUGUUUUACUUUUGUUGUUUCUUCCUCCUGAUGAUUUUCAUUGUUUGUCUUUUCGGUUGUUACUUCGAGACCUCCUUGUCGGUGGAGUCGUAUUGCCUUUGUUUACUUUAAUAACCGACCCUGAUUAUAUUAAUUUAUGUAUCAUAUGGCUGUGUCGCGAUUUUGCUCUGACUCCCGAUGCCUUUUUGCAAACUUUAAGAACUUCUGAUAGCGUGGGUGAACUCGAAGCUACUAAGGAAUUAUUAGCCAAAGAAAUUGCUCACCUACGAUCUCGAGACUCGGGUGGAAACGACGACAAUUUUGUUAAACAGCAAUUGAGCAGUUUGUUGUACGUUAAUAAAGUUUUAGACAAUAGACUGAAAAGACUGCAGGAAGGUCUUGACACAGACUCUUUAGCAGAGUGUUUACUUACACAAAGUUCAAAGCUAGUCACUUUAACGCUAGAUUUUAUAUUAAAAAAUAAUGUGGCUCUUUCAUAUUUCAUAGACUACAUGACUUCAACAAAAGAACAAAAUUAUAUUUUUUUGUAUCUUAACGUGGAAGGUUGGAAAUUGUCCGUUAGAAAAUUAUUAGACGGAUUAAAUAUUAAGAAAACAAAUAACGAUGACGAAAUUUAUCUGUCUGGUGGCGAAAACAUGAAAGAGACGGCCAUUAGUAUUUGCGAUCAAUAUUUAAUGGAAUCUGCAAAUUCGAAAAUAAUUAUAGAAGAACGUUUAUUAAAAAAUUUAACGCAACGAAUUAAUACCGAAACGAUUUCGGAUGAUUGGUUCGACGACAUAUUGAAUUAUAUUUAUUGUAAAUUACAAACAAAUGAAAAGUUCCUCCCUGGAUUUUAUAAAAGUUCAAAUUACAUAAAACUUCUUUCCGAGUUGGAAUUGCUCAAAGAUAGCAUUUUAGUUGAAGAUAACGAUGAUGAUUCUUCCAGUUUGGACAAUAUAAGUCUUUCCGACACCACGAGUUUGCAUUCAUUAGACAACGCGGAUUUAAAUGAUCAAAUGGCUAAUACAUCGUCUGAUGAAAAUUACGAAAAUGUAGCAGUGGUAGUAGAAAAAACCAAAGAUGUUAAUUCUAUACAGAAAAAAGGAAAAUUCACUUUGGCAGCUGAAAUAAUCGAUACGGGUGUCGUACAAGACAGAGGUAAAACAUACGGUAUAUACGCACUUUACGUCUGCAAGAUAUACGAAUACGGUUUUGUCGACAAAUGGCACGUUUAUAGGAGAUAUUCAGAUUUUUACGAUUUACAACAAAAAGUUAAAGAUUCUUAUGCGACGCUCGGGAAAUUGACUUUUCCCGGUAAGAAAACAUUCCACAACAUGGAGAGAGCAACUCUUGAAAAAAGAAUGAAAAUGUUAAAUGGAUACUUGCAAGUUUUAUUGCAAAGCGUCGAAGUAUCCGACAAGUACCCGAAAUUACUUUCCAUGCUGGUUUCAUUUUUAGAACCCGGAGAAUACGAUAAGUGUACAGGACCGUUUGCUAAAACCUUUGAUACUCUGGUUAAUCCAUUGAAAACGUCAAUGAGAACGGUUGGUCAAGCGGUACGCACAAUGCCGGAUAAUUUUUUAAAUACGGUCGAUGAAGUAUUCGAUGGGAUAACAAAAGUUUUUCAAUUGAAAAAUAAAAAUUUUGACGAUCCAAUGAAAGUCGGAUCAUUUUUACAUCAAGAAACGGAUGAUAACAUUCCUUUAAGAAUUAUGUUGUUAUUAAUGGAUGAAGUUUUCGAUUUGAAAUCAAGGAAUCAAUGGUUGAGAAGACGUAUAGUUACCAUAUUGAGACAAAUAGUCAGAACAAUGUUUGGCGAUAUUGUUAAUAAAAAAAUUGUUGAAUUUGUUGCUGUUUUAACUUGCCCGGAGCAAGUGUCUUCAUAUUUGGAUACAUUGAAACAAUCAAUAUGGCCUAACGGUCACCGAGCUGUUCCUACCACCAGAGAUGAAUCUACCAAAUUAAGAACAAGAGUUAUGGCAAAAACGGCACUUUUGUCUUCCCUAUCGGACGAAUUAAAACAUAUCAUUGGUAGCGACACAACGAGAAGAGGUUUAAUUAAAAUAUUUCAUUUAUUUCAACAUCCGGUUUUAAACCGAAGGAUUUUAUACGUUUUGAUGGAAGGAAUUUUGGAAACAUUUUUCCCACAACAUAAUAUAAUUGAUAUAUUUCAUAAAAUACAUUCCAAAUUCGAAAUUUUUUUUUUUUUUUUUUUUGUUCCAGGUCUUCGAGAAUUGGGGAACAAUCAAAAUUGA
This is a messenger RNA of Pediculus humanus corporis (human body louse), 3174 nucleotides long. Its product is annotated as Sorting nexin-13, putative. Gene Ontology annotation, molecular function: phosphatidylinositol binding. Bases 1 to 3174 code for a protein of 1057 amino acids. Lineage: Eukaryota; Metazoa; Arthropoda; Insecta; Psocodea; Pediculidae. The record is from RefSeq and is a predicted model, not a curated record. Gene Ontology annotation, cellular component: early endosome. The transcript is spliced from 15 exons.